Messenger RNA from Striga asiatica, 2720 nucleotides. NCBI's taxonomy places the organism in Eukaryota, Viridiplantae, Streptophyta, Magnoliopsida, Lamiales, Orobanchaceae. The record is from the annotation of a GenBank genome assembly.
CAGAAAGAAAGUUCAAAUUAUUACACAUAAUGACAAAAAUAAAUAUAAAUAAAAAAAGGCAAAAUCAAAUGAAGAAUUUCUCCAAUUUCUUCAGCUUGAAUCCAACUGACUGAACAUCAACAGCAAACCCAAAAUCUCAAUGGCGAUCCCAAAACCCCAUCCGAAGUCAAAAUCAGCAAAGCCCAGAUCUUCAUUCCUCAUCCUCACAGCGUCUAUCGCAUGCAUCGCCGUGUUGUACCUUGCUUCAUCGUUACUUUCCACGCCAUGGUUCUCUUUCUCCACCUCGAGUAACUUACAGAACUUGCUGAACAGGCCCAUGAACCGUCACACUCUGCAAGAGAAGUACUUAUAUUGGGGUAGCAAAAUCGAUUGCCCUGGAAAACACUGCGAUUCGUGUGAGGGUUUGGGGCACCAAGAAUCUAGCCUUAGGUGUGCCCUUGAAGAGGCGUUGUUUCUUGGGAGGACAUUUGUAAUGCCUUCUAGGAUGUGUAUUAAUCCCAUACACAAUAAAAAGGGGAUUCUUCAUCAGUCAGGUGAUGUAGUUUCUGAGGAAGGGUGGAUUUCUAACUCGUGUGCAAUGGAAUCUUUGUACGAUCUGGAUCUUAUAUCCGUAACUGUACCCGUAAUUUUGGAUAAUUCGAAAAUUUGGCAUCGUGUCCUUUCGACAAGCAUGAAAUUGGGAUCCAGAGGAAUUGCACACGCGCAAGGAGUUAGUCGAGCUGAUCUCAAAGAAAAUGCUUUAUAUUCAAAUCUUCUACUCAUAAAUCGAACUGCAAGUCCUCUGUCGUGGUUGUCAUUCAGGUUCAUGGAGUGCAAAGAUAGGAACAAUCGCAGUUCUAUUAUGUUGCCUUAUUCUUUUCUUCCUUCGAUGGCUGCAAAAAAGUUUCGAGAUGCUGCAGAACAGAUUAAGGCUCUUCUUGGAGAUUAUGAUGCUAUUCACGUUCGCCGAGGAGAUAAACUGAAAACGAGAAAAGACAGAUUCGGUGUAGAGAGGACUUUACAUCCUCACCUUGAUAGAGACACACGUCCCGAAUUUAUUCUUUGUCGAAUAUCCAAGUGGGUCCCACAUGGACGAACCCUUUUUAUAGCAUCAAACGAGAGAACGCCAGGUUUCUUUUCGCCUUUGGCUGUGAGAUAUAAAUUGGCGAGCUCGGCAAACUACAGCAGCAUUUUAGAACCAUUAAUCGAGAACAAUUACCAUUUGUUCAUGGUGGAGAGGCUCAUUAUGAUGGGAGCUAAAACAUUUAUUCGGACGUAUAAAGAAGACGAUAAAGAUCUAAGCCUAACGAACGACCCCAAAAAGAACACCAAGAUUUGGAAAAUACCCAUAUUCCGACGCCAGCUCGCCGGUAUAUUCCCUUUUCCGGCAUCAGGUACUAUCCCAGAAGCUGUUUCUAAUUCAUCGGUCUACAAAGAAAGAGUGCUAUUACAAGUUCCUAUAUUGCCUGUGCUGAAAAUGCCGUACCUUGUACGCGAGCAUUUGUUCAUCGGAAACAUUGGAGAUUCUGCACAGAUUCUCCACAAUGGAAGUGAUGACAUCACGCAUAUCCUCUCUGUCCUCAGCUCAGCUUCGAUUUCUUUCUUCUUCGAGUGGCGAAAUGGACUUUCAAUCCCCACCAAAGAAAUCCGGAAGGUUUAUGUUAGGGACUCUAAAUCUGAGAGCCCACUUUCAGCGGAUAAGCUUCUCUUCUCACUGGAAUAUGCUGGUAAGGAUUUGAAGUUUGUGAGAAUGGCGGUACCUUUGAGGGACAUGGAGAGUGAGGACUUGCUCGAUUAUUUGGAUAUUUGUCUCGAAUUUAUCGAAAAUAGUAGGAAAGAGGGUUCAGUUUUGGUUCACUGCUUUGCGGGUGUAUCAAGAAGUGCAGCAAUUGUUACAGCUUACCUGAUGAAAAGUGAACGACUAUCUGUAGACGAUGCUAUUGAGUCUUUGAGGCAGAGCUGUGACUCUGUGUGCCCUAAUGAAGGUUUUCUGGAGCAGUUGAAAAUGUUUGAAGAAAUGGGUUUUAAGGUGGAUUAUGAGAGUCCCAUAUACAAGCGCUUCCGCUUAAAAGUAUUAGGUGAUUUAUUUAACCGUGGAGAGAAAAUAGAUAUUUCCAAGUUCGGGCCUGACCCGGGCUCCCAUGCUGAAAAACUUUCUUCUGAUGCUGAAAAAAUAGUCGAUAAUAAAGAAGCACUGCCCAAGCUUAAUAAUGCUUACCGUUGCAAGAAAUGCCGAAGGCUAGUUGCCUUGAAAGAAAAUGUCGUCGAACAUGUUCCGGGAGAAGGAGAUAUGAGCUUCGAGUGGCGUAAAAGGAGUGGAACUUUUAGCAGAUCUGAGGAUGAUGAGUGCUCAUCCAUUUUUGUCGAGCCUCUUCGCUGGAUGAAAGCUGUUGAAGAAGGUGGUAUGGAGGGAAAGCUGUUGUGCAGUCACUGUGAAGCUCGUUUGGGUUACUUCAACUGGUCCGGUAUUCAGUGCAGUUGCGGGAGUUGGAUUUCUCCUGCUUUCCAGCUUCACAAAAGCCGAGUCGACAUCAGCAUUGUCUAGAAGCUUCUUCUGGUUUUUUACCUUUUUUUCUCGCAAAGUAUAAUCAAAGAUUAUGUAACUCAGAUCACAUUGUACAAGACUGUCUGUUCCGCCUUUCUGGAAUUUUCAUGCUCAAAGUUGGUAAAAUCUGUUGGGAAUUUUGAGCUUUUUAAGUGGCUUGUUUUUAUUUUGGGGGAUAUAAUAUAAUGUGUUCUUU